This is a messenger RNA of Candida albicans SC5314, 345 nucleotides long. RefSeq lists its product as uncharacterized. The record is from RefSeq and is a predicted model, not a curated record. The transcript has a single exon. NCBI's taxonomy places the organism in Eukaryota, Fungi, Ascomycota, Pichiomycetes, Serinales, Debaryomycetaceae. The coding region runs from base 1 to 345 and encodes 114 amino acids.
AUGUUUAAUGUUAUAUGUGUUCCCGUGUUGAUCAGGUCGUGUAGAUUUGCAGCUGCCAUAAAUCCCGUGAUGCGCCGUUUCUCGCAAUCGGCACCGAAUUACUCACCAAAUAAAACCAUGACAAAAAAAAAAAAAAGUUCCCUUUGCCUCUCUUUCUUUUUUAUUUGCCCCACAAUCGACUACACUCAUGAAUGCCCAAAGAUUAAAGAACCUCAUCUCCCUUCGUUCAAGAAAUGCUUCAAACAAACUACAACGUACAUUACAAGAGUUGGCACAAAAUAUACAACGACAGAUCCAACAGCAGCAGCAAGCACCGAUUCCCGUACCUGUCCCAGUACGUCAUAG